UGGCCGACGUGAAAAUGAAAACGACUGUAUAUAUUUCUUUCACAAUGAUUGAAAAAUAGAACAGAAACGGAAUGGAAACGGUAGAAUCCUUGCCGUCAUUUCUAAGGACACGAUUGAUACGGACGUUUACGUUAUUCUUGACAUGGAUAUGUAUGGGAAUGUUCCUCGAGAUUAUAGGACCCACGCUCCAGGAUCUCAAAGACCGGACCAAUUCGGAGUACGAGAGUCUAUCUCAGGCAGUGUCUGGACGGAGUAUCGGGGCCGUGAGUGGGUCCAUCAUAGGGGGUAUUCUGAUUGACAAACAGGGGCAGUAUUGCGACCUGAUCAUUGGCUUGUGUCUAAUGGCGGCGGCGGCAGCUACCAUAGCGGUCCCACUCUCUAACAAGGUGCUGCUAACGGGAGCUCUUAUCAUGGUGACAGGUUUGGCUGAGCUGAUUGUCAACGUAGCUGGCAAUACUACUAUCCUGUAUUUAUGGCGGGAAAAAGCCUCCCCUCCGAUGCACAUGCUUCACCUUGGGUUUGGGAUCGGAUGUCUUCUGGUGCCCCUUGUGGCCAAUCCGUUCCUUCCAUUGAUGACUUACCUACCAGACUGUGACGUAUCUACAAGUUCUAAUAUAUCCCUAACAAAUGUUACAGACACGAACUGCUCGAUAAACAGUAUAGAGUCCACCAUGGUCCUGGAGGAUUCUAUGAUCGAGUAUGCGUACGCCCUAGUAGCAAUACCGACGGUGGUGUUAGCGAUGGUGUUCAUGGUUUUUCAAUGUAUAUUUCCGCAAGUUCAUGACGUGCGUGGGACCAAAAUUAAGAAACGAGACUCGAAGGCUAUGCUGAAUCCGGGCAGCUGUACUGACGGCGAUUGGUGGUACGGUCUCCUCUUGUUCUCUCUCGUGUUCCUUUACUUCCUGUUUACAGUAGGAUUCGAAAGGUUUUACACCAAGUUCAUCCGCACCUUUGCAGUGGACGAACUAAAUUUCACCAAAGACGAAGGUAGUUACAUCAAUACUGGUUUCUGGGUAACAUUUUCACUGGGAAGAUUAAUCGGAUUUGCAACUGGAAAAUUUGUCUCAAUUAGAAUCAUGAUGGUUUGUGAAAUAAGUGGGGUAUGUCUUAGUGCACUUGGACUCAAUCUUGUCACCGUCUUCAACUUCGAACCGGAAGCGUCUUUUUGGAUCUUCUCGCUGUUGAUUGGUCUGUUCCUGGGACCCAUGUGGCCAACCGGGAUAUACUGGACAGAUUACCACGUCGAGUUGACCGGGAUGGGUAUUACCGUCAUCUGUCUAGCUGGCGGAUGUGGAGGAUUUUCGUGUGUAAGUAUUAUGGGAUACUUAUAUGAUGCAAUUGGUCACGUUUGCUUUGUGUACGAGGCAAUGGUGUGUGGACUUCUAGUGUUUGUAAUUGGACUGUGUCUCAACUUUGUCGGUAUUCGCCACGGGAGCAGGUUUGAUAAGGUAAAAGACGAGCAAAUUAUAACAGUUGAAGAUAUUGACAACAAAAUGUAACAAUUUAAUGAAAUGGAAGAAUCCAUUCCACCGCAAAGAACAAAUUUCAGUCGAUAUUAAAUUGUUAUACUGUUCAAUUGUUGUGUGAUGAAUUCUAAAUUACUUUUUUGAAAAGAGUUUAAGUUAAAUGCAUGUCAUACUUUUUUGAAAACGGAGAUUUAUCUUUGCCUUGUCCUACCUUGUCUAGAAUGAUGAGGGUAACACGAUUGAAACAAUAUAGCUAAUGCAGC
Mizuhopecten yessoensis (Yesso scallop) is the source of this 1729-nucleotide messenger RNA. RefSeq names its product sodium-dependent glucose transporter 1A-like. The coding region runs from base 72 to 1499 and encodes 475 amino acids. NCBI's taxonomy places the organism in Eukaryota, Metazoa, Mollusca, Bivalvia, Pectinida, Pectinidae. The record is from RefSeq and is a predicted model, not a curated record. The transcript has 4 exons.